Molecule: messenger RNA, 921 nt
Organism: Mesitornis unicolor (brown roatelo)
Lineage: Eukaryota; Metazoa; Chordata; Aves; Mesitornithiformes; Mesitornithidae
Gene: KMT5A
Product: SET domain containing (lysine methyltransferase) 8
Exons: 6
Molecular function (GO): protein binding; histone H4K20 methyltransferase activity
Source: RefSeq, a predicted model, not a curated record
GAGAAUGCGUUUAUUGGUCAAUCCAAAAUCUACAGCUACCUGAAUCCUACCAAAACUCCUGGUGCUCGCCCCCCACUUCAAGAAGAAAACUCUGUCAUGUAUCACGAGGUGAAAUGUCAGGGCAAAACACUAAACGAAACCUACAGGAAAGGAGAUGGCAAAAAGAAUGGUGGCAAUAUAAUCGAAGGUGCUAUGAAACCAGAAGACCAGAAAGAUAAAGAAGGUGGGCGCAAUGCUUCAGUGCCCUCCUCUGAUCAAAACCCAGAAACUGUAGAAACUCAAAAGACACCUCUGCCUUCAGACUGUGCUGGUGAGGCCAAUGCAAAGCCAGCUCAGAAAAAGAUGGUUAAAGUAAAACGUGGACCAAGGAGGAAAACACAAGGAAGACCACCAAAUCGGAAAGUGACAGAUUAUUACCCAGUUAGAAGAAGUUCCAGGAAGAGCAAAUCUGAACUGGAGACUGAGGAGAGGAGGAAAAUAGAUGAGCUAAUUACAAGUGGGAAAGAAGAAGGAAUGAAGAUUGAUUACAUCGAUGGCAAAGGGAGAGGAGUAAUCGCUACUAAACACUUUAAUCGAGGAGAAUUUGUAGUUGAGUAUCACGGGGAUCUCAUAGAGAUCACUGAUGCUAAAAAGCGAGAAGCUGUGUAUGCUCAAGACCCAUCCACAGGCUGCUAUAUGUACUAUUUUCAGUACCUCAGCAAAACGUACUGUGUUGAUGCUACAAAAGAAACCGAUCGUCUGGGAAGACUGAUUAAUCACAGCAAAUGUGGCAAUUGUCAGACAAAGCUUCACGACAUCGAUGGUGUGCCUCAUCUCAUACUGAUAGCUUCCAGAGACAUUAAAGCAGGUGAAGAACUGUUGUACGACUAUGGAGACAGAAGCAAAGCUUCCAUUGCAGCUCAUCCAUGGCUGAAACACUAA